AUGAUUGACAACUGCAAAAGCCUUCACAACUCGAAAAAUCUCUCCUUCCAUCAUUUAAGUGUCACCGAUUUCAAAUUCAACGAAAAAUUCCACGUGGCAACUGCUGUAUUCGUUUUGCAGUAUGUGCAUCAGAAGGAUCAGCUUCAAAAAGCAAUUCGUCUGAUUUGUGAGCAUUUGGAGGAUGGUGGAUUGUUCGUCGGGCUGAUUCCAAAUGGAGUUGAAGGAGUUAAAGCACCGGAGACUGCCGGGAAAAUGUUAGGAGCGGAAAUCGAGAAACGACAGCUUCCAUUUGUGGAUGGAGGACUGGUUACAGCAAGAUUUUAUGAAGGAGAUAAUAUCAAAUGCACUUCUACUAUGGCUCUUCAUUCAAACGAGUUCUAUGAAAAGUGCUUCCAAAAUGCCGGAUUUUCAAAAUUCGAAUGGUUGGCGCCAAAAAUUAGUGACCAAGGACACUCCAUUCUGGGAGAGGAGUUCUUGAAGCAGUUCAUGAAUCCACCAUGUGAUAUUGUUUUCAGAGUUUUUAAAUGA
Caenorhabditis briggsae is the source of this 528-nucleotide messenger RNA. RefSeq names its product Protein CBR-PRMT-4 (gene Cbr-prmt-4). The record is from RefSeq and is a predicted model, not a curated record. Bases 1 to 528 code for a protein of 175 amino acids. The transcript is spliced from 2 exons. Lineage: Eukaryota; Metazoa; Nematoda; Chromadorea; Rhabditida; Rhabditidae.